GAGAGCGGCGCUGGGCGGGCAGCGGCCGGGGGCCGAGGGGCGGGCGGCGGCCGCGGGGCCGGGGCUCGGGGGGGGGGCCCAUGCGGCGCCGGGCGGUGGCGGCGGCGGCGGCGGCGGCGUCCCCGCGCUGAGCCGGGCCGGGCGGUAGCCAGCCGGGCGGGCGGCCCCAGCCAUGCAGCCCGGCGCGCCCGCGGGCACAUGGGGCAGCGCUUGAACCGCUGCCUCGAUGUGCCCGGCGCGCUCCCGCCGCCGCUGCUGCCGCUGAAGCGGAGGCUGCUGCUGCUCUCCAUCAUGCUCUUCCUCUGGCUCUACAUGUUCUACUCGUGCGCCGGCUCCUGCGCCGCGCUGCCCGGGCUGGCGCCCCGCGGCUCUGCCCCGCCGGAGGAGAGCGGCCCCGGGGAACCGCGGGCAGCGCCCGCCGCCCUCAGCCCCAUCUCCGCCUUCCUCAACGGCUCGGGCAGCAAGCGGCUGCCGCAGGCCAUCAUCAUCGGCGUGAAGAAGGGCGGCACGCGGGCGCUGCUGGAGUUCCUGCGGGUGCACCCCGACGUGCGCGCCGUCGGCGCCGAGCCCCACUUCUUCGACCGCAACUACGAGCGGGGCCUCGCCUGGUACAGGGACCUCAUGCCCAGGACCCUGGAGGGGCAGAUCACCAUGGAGAAGACCCCCAGCUACUUCGUCACCAAGGAGGCCCCAGCCCGCAUCUCCUCCAUGGCCAAGGGCACGAAGCUGAUCGUGGUGGUGCGGGACCCCGUGACCAGAGCCAUCUCGGACUACACACAGACGCUCUCCAAGAAGCCCGACAUCCCCACCUUUGAGAGCCUGACCUUCAAAAACAGGACUACGGGCCUGAUCGACACCUCGUGGAGCGCCAUCCAGAUCGGCAUCUACGCCAAGCACCUGGAGAACUGGCUGCUCUACUUCCCCAUCGGGCAGAUCCUCUUCGUCAGCGGGGAGAGGCUGAUCAGCGACCCCGCGGGGGAGCUGGGCAGGGUCCAGGACUUUCUGGGCCUCAAGAGGAUCAUCACCGACAAACACUUCUACUUCAACAAAACCAAGGGCUUCCCCUGCCUGAAGAAGGCGGAGGGCAGCAGCAAACCCCACUGCCUGGGGAAAACGAAAGGCAGGACCCACCCCGACAUCGACCAGGAGGUGGUGCAGAGGCUGCGGGACUUCUACCGGCCCUUCAACAUGAAGUUCUACCAGAUGACGGGGCAGGACUUCGGCUGGGACUGAGGCUGGCGUGGGAAAGUCCCCUGUAAUUACUUGCCCAUCACAGUUUGCGUAUAUAAAGAGAUAUAUAUGUAUGUAAAAUGUACAGAAAUCUAUUUUAUAAUAAUUUAUUUUUAAUUCCUAAGCAAUUAAUUCACUAAGCUGCCUAACCGCACUGGCUAGAACGGUAGCCUGUAACCUGUUUAACAUUCCACCGUGUUUAAUUCUAAUACGUCUCUUCUUUUUUUUUGUUUUUCCUCCUGUUCUUUUGGUUUGGUUUGUAACAGACGGUGCUUCCAUUUUUCCUAAAGAAGAUUUGUAUUUAAAAAUAAAAAAAAAGCAAAAAAAAAAAAAAAGAAAAGGCAAAAAAAAAAAAAGGGAGGGAGGGGGGGGAGGGAGGGAGGGAAAGCACAGAUUUAUUUUUGUUACGGGUAUCUGGCCUUUAUAAACAAUUGCUUUCCCUAUUCCGGUGUCCCGGUCUCUGCUCCCUCGUCCCAGGGGUUCUGUGGGGUGGGUGGGUGCAGAGCUGGUGGGUCAGAGCGUGGGGAACCCAAGCCAUAGAGCCUCUGCCCGGUGUGCCGUGCUCCUUUCCUAAUGGGGAUGCUGCAGAGCCUGCGGCGCGGGCAGAGUGGGCUCGUCAGCCUGCUGCUCCUUGCCUUGUGUCGAGGAGGCUCUUUCCCACAGCCCCUCUAUGCAUUUUAAAUCUUGACUGCAGGACAAAUGUGAAAAUGCAUGUAUGUGAGUGCGAUGCGCUCUGCGCCUCUCGGAAGCCACAGUGGUGCCUUCCCCAGGUGGGGAGAUGCCAGAGACACCCACAGAGCCACCUGAGCCCCCAAGUCUGAGCUUGGCACUCUGCCCCCCCAGGGCGCCGCCCCUGCUGGGAAACAGCAGCUGGCCCUCUUUGCUCAUGCUGUAUUUUAACUGACCACCUUUCCCAUGCUCUCUCCCAAGGAGCAGUGUGUGCUUAGAGCUGGGAAAAAUGCUGCUUUGCCAACCUAUAGAGAAGCAGGGGGAGGCUGGCAGUCGGGCAGGACGGGAGGCUCUGAGCACCUCACUGUCAAGCCAUGUGCAGUGACCUGGAAAUCCUUCCCCAGAAGUGGAAUUGAGCGUGUUGGAAUGUUAGAACAGGUUGGCAGGGCUCUCCCGAAAGCUCCAGCUGUGUUUUGCAUGCUCAGGAGGUUUUGGUAAUCGCUGUGUGUGCCCAAUGCCUUGUUACUGUCAGAGGUUCUGUCAGCUCAGCUGAACACCUGCAGGGCUGUGGUGAAGCUGUAUGGGGUGCGGGCUGACACAGCAGUGUUCCAUUGGGUACCGUGUCCAUGCUGGUGGGGUGUGUAGGGUUCACACCCCGUGUGCACGUCCUCAAGGAAUAGGAGAUGUCAAGCAUGAUGCCAGGUAGCAAACCUGCAGUGAGCAGGGCCAGCACCCCACGUGGGCAUUGCCUCCAAACACGUCUUCCUACAAAAAGAGAACAUGGUGCAAAUCCUCUCCUCCUUGCACCAAGCCUUUUCUGGCAGUGAAGCAGUGCCACCAACAGAAGUGUGGGGCCCAACAGGUUAGCGGGGCACAGCCCGCUGUCCCACAAACACAGCUGAAACCCGUAGUGGUGGUUGGAUCUAUGCACAUGAGGGGGCUUUGGUGCCCAGCCAGGCCCCGUUCCCUACCAACGGAUGCAUGAGCACGUUGCAGACCUCGUGGUGUUGGGUGGCCUGAGAGAAGGAACUGCUUGGGGCGGGUGGGGUGGUGAGAAGGAAAGCCUUAGUGCUGGAAAAGAGUGAUGAGGGGUUGCAAAAUCCUCAGUCUUCCUACAAGCUGGCUUAUGCCAAGUGCAGAAGGAAAAAGCUUGCCUUCCCCGAGUAGUUCCCACUCUGUGGCUUCCCUGCCCUGUGUUUCCUUUUGGGGUGCAUGUGCUUGCCUGGUCUUUGUGCUGGAAGAUUCAGCAUCCCUCCUCUCUUCUAGGACACAACUUCUUAAUAUCCCGAUGCCUUCCUCAGCUGCGUGGCAUUGCGCAGGCUUCAUUUGUGUUAUCCAACCCUGCUGCAAAAUGCCCUCACGAAGCAAUCCUGUAGAAGAGCAGCAAUACAGAGGGUGAACAAUAACUCUUCUAACUGUGAGCAAAUGGUUAGUCCUGCCUCCAUAUCCUCUGCAGUGAAGUCUGCAGUAAACUUCAUUCACUAUAAAGGCCUUACCUGACAGUGUGACAAUAAGGGUGAAUUCCCCACGGUGUACGUCCGGUUGCUAAUACUGGAAUCAGUUCUAUUGCCAUCACUGAAAAACAAAACCUUUGGUGUUUGUUUGUUUGUUUGUUUGUUUGAAAUUAAGCUUGGAGGUGUGAUUAGAAGUUCUUAUCUUUCUUUUUUUCCUUCACAUUGUAACAUUAAUUUAUGGCUGAGUUUCAUUCAGUCCUGUAUUCAGAAGUGCAGUACAGCUAUUAGUGAUGCGUUCUCUGUAACGUGGUACUGUAGAGUAGCCCAUUUGUUAAAAAAAAAUUAAAAAAUAGUAAUAAUAAUAAUAAAAAAAAAACAAAAUGGAAAGAGAAAAAAAAACCCACACAAAAAAGUCUGAUUUAAAAAAUGUAAAUCAAGUAUUUUGUGGUAUGUACGACACAAAUUAAUUUUACACAGAGAAAGAUGUUUCUAGGAAAAUGAAAUUCUGAUAAUUCAUACUAUUUGUAUGAACAAAUAAAAACUCUAUUUUACCAA
Messenger RNA from Gallus gallus (chicken), 3908 nucleotides. RefSeq names its product heparan sulfate glucosamine 3-O-sulfotransferase 3B1-like (gene HS3ST3B1L). Gene Ontology annotation, molecular function: [heparan sulfate]-glucosamine 3-sulfotransferase activity. The transcript has 2 exons. Bases 199 to 1233 code for a protein of 344 amino acids. Lineage: Eukaryota; Metazoa; Chordata; Aves; Galliformes; Phasianidae. The record is from RefSeq and is a predicted model, not a curated record.